GCGGCGGCAGCGGCGCGGCAGGCGCCGCCGGGACGGGCACGGGCGUGCGGUCUCAGGCGGGCGCCGGCUGCCUCCCUCCGUCGCUCGCUCGCUCUCCCACCCGCUUGCUCUCUGGCUGCGGGGCCGGGCUCGCCCCGGCGCUCUCUGGAAGGAAGAAGGGGGGCCGAGGACGCUGACAAGUUCCCGCAGCAGCCGCGGAUCCCGGCCAAGGCAGAGGCUGUGGCUUCGACGGGGCAGGAGGGCGCUCCGCAGCUAAGCGCACGGCUAGAACGUCGGAGGAAGGGGGCACCUGAGCCUUUCUCUCUCCGAGGAGCCGCGGGCCGGGAUCCCAUGAGACGCGCGCUCGCGGGGCACGAGAUCCGAAGCCCGGGCGACGCGCGACGGAGGCGGAAGGCGGGGCUGCAGCCUCCGGAGCUCGUGAGCGGCCGGCAGGAGGCGGCGGAGAGAACUUGAACUUGGCGUCGGAAGCCGGCGCCCCGGACGCCCCCAGCCGGGGCAGGGGCGCCGAGGGACCUGGGCGGCAGCGCUGCCCCCCGAAUGGCCGCGGCGGCGGACCGGGCUCCCGCGCCGCGGCCCUAGGCGGCCUCUCGCCAUGGCCAAGUGGCUGAACAAGUACUUCAGCUUGGGCAACAGCAAGACCAAGAGCCCCCCGCAGCCGCCGCGGCCAGACUACCGCGAGCAGCGGCGCCGGGGCGAGCGGCCCUCGCAGCCCCCGCAAGCUGUGCCGCAGGCCCCCGCGGCCGCCUCGGCGUCCUGCGGAACGGCUGCCGCCUCCUGCUUCUCGGCCUCGUCGGGAUCGCUGCCCGACGACAGCGGCAGUACCAGCGAUCUCAUCCGCGCCUACCGCGCACAGAAGGAGCGCGACUUCGAGGACCCCUACAACGGGCCCGGCUCCUCGCUCCGCAAACUGCGCGCCAUGUGCCGCCUGGACUACUGCGGGGGUGGCGUGGAGCCGGGCGGCGGCCAGCGCGCCUUUUCGGCUUCGUCCGCGUCGGGCGCCGCGGGCUGCUGCUGUGCCUCCUCCGGCGCGGGCGCCGCCGCGUCCUCGUCCUCGACCUCGAGCUCCCCGCACCUCUACCGCAGCAGCAGCGAGCGGCGGCCCGCCACGCCGGCCGAGGUGCGCUACAUCUCCCCCAAGCACCGGCUCAUCAAGGUGGAGAGCGCAGCGGGCGGUGUGGGAGAUCCCCCGGGGGUCUCCUGCUCGGGUGGCCGCACCUGGAGCCCGACAGCCUGCGGUGGCAAGAAACUGCUCAACAAGUGUGCUUCCUCGGCCGCGGAGGAGAGCGGGGCCGGCAAGAAGGACAAGGUGACCAUUGCUGAUGACUACUCAGAUCCCUUUGAUGCCAAGAAUGAUCUCAAGAGCAAAGUGGGAAAGGGGGAGAGUGCCGGCUACAUGGAGCCCUAUGAGGCCCAGAGGAUCAUGACAGAAUUUCAGAGGCAGGAAAGUGUCCGGUCCCAUCACAAAGGCAUCCAGUUAUAUGACACCCCUUAUGAACCAGAGGGCCAAAGCGUUGACUCGGACUCAGAGAGCACAGUCAGCCCCCGUUUGCGGGAGAGCAAGCUGCCCCAGGACGACGACAGGCCUGCUGAUGAGUACGACCAGCCAUGGGAGUGGAACCGGGUCACCAUCCCAGCUCUGGCAGCCCAGUUUAACGGCAGUGAGAAACGGCAGUCAUCCCCCUCGCCUUCCCGGGACCGGCGGCGCCAGCUUCGAGCUCCUGGAGGGGGCUUCAAGCCCAUCAAACAUGGGAGCCCUGAGUUCUGUGGGAUCCUGGGAGAAAGAGUGGAUCCUGCUGUCCCACUGGAGAAGCAAAUCUGGUAUCAUGGAGCCAUCAGCAGAGGAGACGCAGAGAACCUGCUACGGCUCUGCAAGGAAUGUAGCUACCUUGUCCGGAACAGCCAGACCAGCAAGCACGACUACUCCCUCUCCCUGAAGUUACUGUUUGGCAGAUCUGAUUUUUAUAUGUCCCACAAAGGCUGUGAGGAACACUGGGAAGAACCAGAGGAAUCCUACUGGUGUUAUCCCUGUGGCCUCUUUGUGAAGCGUCAGGUCUUUCUGACCCACAAGGCAUUGGGAUAGGGAACCCCAAAAUAAGACAAGGGUUUUUUGGUUGAGCGCUUCAUCAUUUCGUGCUGGUACUGGAUGGGACCUAACAAAUUGUCUAAAACUGACUUUACAGAUAGGAAAAUGGAGUCCCAGAGAGAGGAGGGAUUUCCCAAGGACACACUGAGAGGUAGUGACAGAACUGGGGAGUAGACCCAGGCCCUUAAGCCGACACAACCACCAGAAACAGUGAAGCCCGCUGCCUGGCUGCCUCUGCUGUGCUCAUCAUUAUUAGAGGCCAUGUGAUAAAGAGAGGGCCUGCUGGGGUGCAGCUGUCAGGAGAGCCCAUGUGCAGGCCAGCCGUGUGGGGAACAGGAUCAGUGCAGCCCAGGAGCGAGAGGUUGGCCUGUGCUGCCUGCUCAGGACUGACCCCACGUGGUCUCCUGGGCUCUGCCUGAGGGGGAUGGUGACAAACUGCAGAGCACAGGCAGGACCCAGAGGCACUGGAGUCCGCCUGGAGAAGACAGGGUGUGCAGAGACAUGGUAGGAACCACAGGUCUCUCAAGGACUGUCAGGGCAGAAGGAGCAGACAUGGUUGGGGUCCCAGAUGGGGGUAGUUAUGGGCAGGCACAUUCUAGCUCAGUCUCAGCGAGAGAAGAAGCUUUCUAACAGUCAGAGCUGAUCAAGAAUUAGAGUGACCAAAGCGCCUGCAGAGGCAGUGGGCAUCUCUUCACUAGGGGUAAGCAGCCAGGGGCUGGACGGCCACCUCGCUGGUGAGGAUGUCGGGGGGAUUUCUAAGCAGGGCACUUGGGAGAAAUGGCUCCUGCAUACAUCAUUAUUCAUCAUCAGACCUCAUGGCUUAAAGUCCAGUUAUUGCAGUUGAGGAAAAUCCGAUACUAAACCACUGCUGGCCUCUGGGAUGCUGACAUGGAGGCAGCCAAAGCCAGAGGGCUGCCACUGUAUUGAGGAGAGGGUAGCGGAGGAGGACAAGUGCACACUGCUGGCUGUGCAAACAGGGCCUAGAAGGUCCUCAACUCCUCACUGCCCCAGGCAACCCCGUUUCCUCCAUUCCUCUCUCACUGUCCAAAGUAACCUAGCAACUCCCAUCUGUACCUUCCUGCCUCACAGUGAAUUGCACUCUUCCUGGGCUUCCAGAGGUGAGGGAAGCAGGUGACGUAGGGGACAGGGUGCCCGGGACACCACCCUCUCCUGCCCACCCAGGCAGCCUGCCCAGUCCUGGGCUUCCUCAGCACAGUACUCAUCACACUGGCAGUCUCUGAGCUCCUCAGUGAAUCCCCUUCCUCCUGGAAUCCCUUUGUCUGGAGGGAUCUUCUGCAAAUACCUGAUUGAACACAGCAACGAGUCGGGGAUGAAGUGCCCCAUUCCAGGCCUAGCUGUUCCUCCAUGAGGGCCAGGGCCCCAUCGAGCACCCUGUUUAUUCACUGGGAAGUGCUGAAUCCCUGCACUGGGCAGGCCAGCCGGACUCUGGGGCCACGUGGUGACCCCCGCAUGGCCUACCUGCAGGGGAAGAACAGCCUCCCUAGUACCCAGGAUGUACCAGGGCUAAGGCACCAAUGCUGAGCACAGGAGUCUCGAGCCAGUUGAGGAAGGAAUCAGACCAGUAAUACCUGGAGAGUUCAUUUCUUAAUCCCCUGGGCAGCAUGCCCUCCACCAUGCAAACCGGCCCAAAUGCCCCUCCCGGGUGGGUCUCAGGAAGAGUGUUUCCAUCCAGCCCCAAGAGUGUAGUUCCCUUUCGUCUCUAGACAGUAGGCCCCCUCUUGAGCUAUGGCCAGCACCUUGAAUCUGCUUUCACAGUAGCGGGCUUGUAGUCCUGAGGGCCGGGCUGCCUGUGGUAAAGGAAGAUGGGGCUGGCCUUCCCCAUGCCCUGACCCUGUGGCCUUGUCUGUCACAUGACCUUUCUGAGCAUCUGAGUCACAGCCUCAUCUGUGCACAGGGGGUGACAGUGCUGUCCUUGCAGAAAACAUCUUUCGCUCAACCAGUACAGUAUAAACAUUAUCUUAUAUUAUUCCACCCUGCCUCUGCUUUCCUGGGUUAGCCCUGUAGUUUCAUCGAAGGCCACCCUUAAUGGCCACAGAAAGGACCUGUUGUCCAGAGUUCUGGGCAGAAGUCCUGUCCUGCCACCUGCAGCUCACUAUGUGACCUUGGAUGGGUUUCUUUCUUCUGGGGCACAGCAUCCAUCCAUACCUACCCAGUGAGACCUCGACUCUGAUGGUUGCUAAGGAUGCCUCUACCCUGGUAUCAAGGUGUCUGUGACCCUCCUGGUUUCCCCUGUCCUUGGGCUCUGCCAAUCCCCUGCACCUCCUAAGCCAGGGGAGGAGGUGGAGGAGACCAUGCCAGGAACCCAGAUAAGAACAUUCUGCCUUCAGACCUAGGUUUAUCUUCUUGUGUCCAUCCAGUCGGAUUUGGUCAUCAAGCACUGUGGUUUGGAUGAUGGGUCUCUGCCCAUGGGUGCUGGGGGUGGAGGGUUUAGCUUUGCAUGCUGGUCUAGAGCCAUUAGAUCCCACGGAUCAGACAAGUGGUCUCAUCCGGUCAGCUUCCCCUUGAAGCCCAAAAUCAGCUAGGCCAUCCUGUGGCUGGGCAGGGCAGCCUGCUAAGGGAAUGUGAGCUUAUUUCCCAGAGCAGCCCCAGUUGCCGCUGACCAGACCAGCUGCCAGCCAAGGAGAGACACCUGAUAUUAAUCACCUCGACCACAAGUGGAAUGGCCCUGGUACUGAACAUCCCAGCUUCUUGGGGCAAGUGCCAGCUUUGCCAGCCACUGCAAGGUGCGAGGUCUCUCAGAGGCCUGCCUGGUGGGGCAGGGUGGGGAUUGGCGUUCCCCUCUCAUGGUGUCGUCAGGAACCUGGUGCACAUGGACAUUGGAAUUCCAGCUAUGUUUUCAUAUGAGCCUUGGGUCCUGCUGUGAAAGUAUUCUAGGGUGGAGAAAGGAUUUGGGGGAGUCUGACCUCAGAGGACAGGGCCCUCCACCCCUUCCGUCCUUCUCUCAGCAGGUGUUUAUCAGAGCCCUCUGUACCAGGCACUGGCAGGGAAGCAGAGAGAGAGCUGAGGUGGGAACGGCUCGGUCCAGGCUGCAGGUGCUCACAUCUCGCCCGGUCAGCCUGGGCCCUGUUGCAGGUCUACACCUGAGAACCAUAAGGACUCAGAAUUGAAUGGAUCUGGGCGGUCCCUGCCUCAGAGG
This is a messenger RNA of Manis javanica (Malayan pangolin), 5240 nucleotides long. NCBI's taxonomy places the organism in Eukaryota, Metazoa, Chordata, Mammalia, Pholidota, Manidae. The record is from RefSeq and is a predicted model, not a curated record.